This is a messenger RNA of Triplophysa rosa, 2503 nucleotides long. It is a transcript of the gene sult4a1, whose product is annotated as sulfotransferase family 4A, member 1. Gene Ontology annotation, biological process: sulfation. Lineage: Eukaryota; Metazoa; Chordata; Actinopteri; Cypriniformes; Nemacheilidae. Gene Ontology annotation, cellular component: cytoplasm. The record is from RefSeq and is a predicted model, not a curated record. Gene Ontology annotation, molecular function: sulfotransferase activity. The coding region runs from base 146 to 1000 and encodes 284 amino acids. The transcript is spliced from 7 exons.
ACCUGAUUGGCUGUAGGUCACGGCACACGCAAAGCACGUCUUUACCAAACAAUCAGGGGCUGGUGGAUAUCAAAUGCGUCCUCUUCAACCCAAAUAUUUACGAAUCGAUUCCUCGAAGCUUGUCGUUCACUGAUCGUUUGAAGGGAUGGCGGAAAGCGAGGUGGACACGCCGAGCACCCCGAUAGAAUACGAGAGCAAAUACUUCGAAUAUCACGGAGUUCGCCUCCCUCCUUUCUGCAGGGGCAAGAUGGACGAGAUCGCCAACUUUUCCUUAAGAAGUAGCGACAUAUGGAUCGUUACUUAUCCCAAGUCAGGUACGAGUUUGUUACAGGAGGUCGUGUAUCUGGUGAGCCAGGGUGCGGACCCAGAUGAGAUCGGGCUUAUGAAUAUCGAUGAGCAACUUCCCGUGUUGGAAUAUCCACAGCCGGGACUGGAGAUUAUCCAGGAACUCACAUCCCCACGUCUGAUCAAAAGUCACCUGCCAUACCGUUUUCUACCCUCAGCAAUGCACAAUGGAGAGGGCAAGGUGAUAUACAUGGCCAGGAACCCUAAAGAUCUGGUGGUGUCUUAUUAUCAGUUUCAUCGCUCUUUGAGAACCAUGAGCUACAGGGGGACGUUUCAGGAGUUCUGCCGGAGAUUCAUGAAUGACAAGCUGGGAUACGGCUCCUGGUUUGAACAUGUGCAAGAGUUCUGGGAACAUCGUAUGGACUCCAAUGUUCUCUUUUUGAAAUAUGAGGACAUGUACAAGGAUCUGGGAACCCUGGUAGAGCAGCUGGCCAGGUUUCUAGGCAUCUCCUAUGAUAAAGCUCAAAUGGAGACCAUGUUGGAGAGCUGUAACCAGCUCAUUGAGCAGUGCUGUAACUCUGAGGCUCUGUCCAUCUGCAGGGGUCGUGUUGGGCUGUGGAAGGACAUUUUCACCGUGUCCAUGAAUGAAAAGUUUGAUGGAUUGUACCAACAAAAGAUGGAAAAAUCUGACCUGACCUUUGACUUUAUUAUGUGAGGAGGCAACAAGGGACAAAGAACCGCUCAAAGAACCAACUAACCAACUAGUUCAUCCGACCCGCUGUGCUUAGCGCAACCUGCUGGAACUUUCUAUCAUAGAGAUUUUAUCUUUCCAUCCCUAGCAUCUCUUUAUCAUCAUGGCUUUCUUUAGUUACUCCAGAGUUACUUCUACGAGCGUUUUCUUGUGUGUGCUUGUGUAAACAGUGCAUCAGAAGUGUGAGCACAGUGCUUGUAGCGUUUGCACAUUGUACAGAGCUGUUCCAUAUCCCAAAGGCGCUUAUGAAAUGUGUAUUUAUGAAACAAAUCGGAAUUAAAAAUGAUUUUAGACUAUAUUCUGUAUUGGAAAACCCAUAUGGCAAACUCAGAAUUGUCUUGUCUGAGCGUUUGCAUUUCUCAGGAGUAUUCUUAAAAUCAUUGGCUACCAGAUGCACCAAAUAUGCAGUCAUCCAAUCACAUCUCAGGUACUAAAAACCUGACCCUCACUAUGAAUGCUGAUUGGCUCCUGGCUGAAAGAUCUCAAAGAAUGUGUGGAGUCUCAUUUAGUUUCCUAUUGUGCACCUUGGUUAUAUUCCAGUACAGCUGUUUAUACAAACUGUAUGUAUUAUGAUUAUAAUUAUGUAUAUUUUCACACGUGGGCUGUGUACGAAAGUGUUUGUGAUCAUCACAUCACAAAUAUCAUUCAAGAUCAUUUUUUAAAUAUAUGGCAUAAUGUUUCAAAGUGCAAUCCCCAAACAGUUAGAAGUCUAUGAAUCUUCCUAAAGGAGUGAGAACUUUUACAUGCAUAUCAUAAAAAACGCAUCAGAAGUUCUACAGUAUGAGCAGAUAUGAUCUUGUGAUUACAUCACUAGGUUCACAUAAAACAUGCAUGAGGUUAACUCAAAAUACCAGCACUUGUAACAAACCGAGUUAAAAUUGUACACAUAUUCACAAAAGAAUGCAUUUCUACAUGCUUAGAUAUGCGGUAGUGUACUGCUUUCUACAUUUUGCACAGUAUGCACAAAAUACAGCUGUAGGAUGUGAAACAAGAUUGCACAACAUUGUUGUCAUAUGAUCCAGAAAGCGAUCUGAAUUAAAAACAUGAGAAAUGCACAUUUUGCAUUUUUUAACUUACAUUAAAAUGUAUGAAAUGGCUUUUCUCAUGGUCGUUCAAAUGCUGAAUCAAUAAGGAAAAAUUAUGUUGUGUGCCGUUCAUUCAUGAACCUGGAUAAAAAAAGGUCAAUUGCAUUGCAUUGUGGGAUAUAAUAUUUCACACAGUGUGCUUGUAUACGGUACGUUUUGGCAAAAGUAGAAGUUUAUGCAUUCAGAAAAUGUGCAUGCAUACUUUGCAUAUAAGUAUGCAUACUCUCAAAGAGUGAGAGUAGUUUGCUAUUCUGAACAUUCAGCGCUGUGACGUCAUGAACCGCUCCUGUAGUCCAUCAGGUGCAAGAGAUUUCCAAGCAUUCUCUCUUUUCUCAUGCUCAGUGUCACAUCAUCCUUUCUGAAUGACUGACAACAACAAUGC